AAAAUAAAAAAACAAUACACUUAGCCGUCAGUUUGUUUACGUUAGCUUGAUAGGUAGUCGUGUAGCACCAUAGUCAUUACUGAGAGGCCUUGUGCUACAUUUUAUAUAUUUUAUUCCUGGAUUUGCAACAAACCUUCGAAAGAAAUGAGCGACGAAUUUUCACAUAGUCAGAGGCUAAAAGCUGCGAUACACUUUACUGUGGCCAGAUUUUGUGAGGAGGUCGGACAGGAUUGUCAAAAGAAAUACAGUAAACUGGCUAUCGCUGCAAUAAGUGAAACGACAUUCAAGCAGUGUGAUAUUUUUGCAAGGGAUUUGGAAGCCUUUGCCAGGCAUGCGAAGCGAACUACGGUCAAUGUGGAAGAUGUGAAGCUGGCAGCUCGUCGAAGCACGUCGUUGGCCAACUACAUUUCCGAGAAGAGCGAAGAGCUGACCUCCAUUACCAAGGAGCAGAAGGGGAGGAGGAAGAAACAGACGGGGAAGAGGACGAGUGGGGGCAGCCUGCCGGAGGCGGCGGGGGCCGACUCCAGCAUGGGCGACGAUCAGGACGCGCUAGCGUAAACGCACCACACGGUCCGAAAAGACGGGUACCGCCACCUAGCCUGGGGUGUAACUGUCAGACGCACAGUGCAGCGUUAUUGUGUACAGUGUACACGUGAUAUAAUUGACAUUUCUUUUUGAGAUUCCCUAUGCAUAUUUCUGUUGAGACUAAACGGCUUGUGAAAGGUGGUUACUGUGGGUGAUUUUGCCCUCAUUGACUAUGAAUAAGAGGUUGCUGUUUCUGCAUACAGCACAGAGAGAGGGCCUGUAGUCCAGUUAUUGUUAUGUUAAACAUUAUUUUUUGAAUGAACAUGCCUGUUAUAUACUUACUGUGUAUUUCUAGGUGAAAAGAAAAUGAAAUAAAAAGUUCGAUAUUGAUAGAA
Molecule: messenger RNA, 920 nt
Organism: Anguilla rostrata (American eel)
Lineage: Eukaryota; Metazoa; Chordata; Actinopteri; Anguilliformes; Anguillidae
Gene: cenps
Product: centromere protein S
Exons: 5
Coding region: 145-558 (137 amino acids)
Biological process (GO): replication fork processing; resolution of meiotic recombination intermediates
Cellular component (GO): FANCM-MHF complex
Molecular function (GO): chromatin binding; protein heterodimerization activity
Source: RefSeq, a predicted model, not a curated record